AUGAGGGCCUCUCCUCAAUUUCUGCCUGGUUUUAACCACCCGGCACUGCAGUUUAACAACCCGACUACGCCUACAGUCUCGAAUUCCAUCUCGUCGCCGACUUUUAGUCUUCCCCAAUUGUCUGCCCCUAAUCUCACGAACUUGAUAACCAUAACUCUCUCCUCUCUUGAAGAUUAUCUUCUAUGGAAAACUCAAAUUACUUACCUACUUCUUUCGCAUCAAUUACUUGACCUUGUUGAUGGUACUGCUUUUGUUCCUUCUGCUAUUGUGAUUGAUGAAUAUGGUAAUUAUGUUCCUAAUAAGAUUGAAUCUCAGUCUAUUGAUGGUUAUUUAUGUGAGAUCAAAGUAAUAGCUGAUUCCCUUGUUGCAAUUCAGUGUCCUGUGUCUAAACAAGACUUAGUUCAAUACACCCUUUUUGGUUUGGAUCGUGAUUUUGUGUAUGAUCAUAUUGUUACCACUUUUCUUCAUCAUCCAUUUUUCCUUAGUUUUGAUGAUUUGCGUCCUAAGCUUAUGCUUCAUAAACAACGUCUUAAAAGCUCCAAGGAUGGGUCUCAUUCAUCUUCUCAUCAUGCCUUGGUUCUUGUUCAGUCCUCUAGUUCUGUUUCUUCUUCUUCCAAUAAGAAUAAUUCGUGUGGUAGAAAUAAAGAGAAGAAUAACAAGAAUAAAGAGGGUAAUAAUGGUCGCAAUAACAACAAUCGAGGUACUGGUGGUAAUAACAGUUCUCGUGGUUUUGGUAAUAACAACAACAACAAUGCUAAUCGGGGAUGUCAGAAUGCUGCUUAUGGUCCUCAAAGAUUCGAUUCCAGCUUUGUUCCUUCUUCCUCAAAUAGUGUCACUCGAGCCUUAGCUGCACAAUCUGUUGGUGGUGAAGCAAAUGACCCAGUUUGGUACCCGGAUCCGGGAGCUACAUGA
Molecule: messenger RNA, 912 nt
Organism: Beta vulgaris subsp. vulgaris (sugar beet)
Lineage: Eukaryota; Viridiplantae; Streptophyta; Magnoliopsida; Caryophyllales; Amaranthaceae
Exons: 3
Coding region: 1-912 (303 amino acids)
Source: RefSeq, a predicted model, not a curated record